Messenger RNA from Dioszegia hungarica, 549 nucleotides. RefSeq lists its product as uncharacterized. Gene Ontology annotation, biological process: rRNA processing. The transcript has 6 exons. The coding region runs from base 1 to 549 and encodes 182 amino acids. Gene Ontology annotation, cellular component: small-subunit processome; small ribosomal subunit; Mpp10 complex. NCBI's taxonomy places the organism in Eukaryota, Fungi, Basidiomycota, Tremellomycetes, Tremellales, Bulleribasidiaceae. The record is from RefSeq and is a predicted model, not a curated record. Gene Ontology annotation, molecular function: structural constituent of ribosome; rRNA binding; snoRNA binding.
AUGAGAGAACUCAAGCAUCAUGAGCAGAAACUGCUCAAGAAGGUCGACUUCCUGAAUUGGAAGCAGGAUGCGAGCCUUCGAGAGAUCAAGGUGAUGCGAAAGUUCCAUAUCCAGGAUCGAGAAGAUUAUCACAAGUAUAAUAAAAUCUGCGGAAAUCUGCGCCAGUUGAUCCACCGACUGUCCCUUCUUCCUGCCCAGGAUCCCUUCCGGCAGCAAAAGGAGACCGAAAUGCUGAACAAGCUGUACGAUAUGGGUAUCCUCGAAAUCGGCUCAAAGCCAUCCGAGGUUGAGAACAAGGUCACCGUCUCCUCUAUCGCCAGAAGGCGACUUGCUGUCGUCGUCACCCGCCUCAAGAUGUCAGAGACGGUAUCAGAUGCCGUUCGGACCAUAGAGCAAGGCCACAUCCGAGUGGGCCCCCAGCCAAUCACCGACCCCGCCAUGCUCAUCACUCGGCACAUGGAGGACUUUGUCACAUGGGUAGAUACCAGCGCGAGGAAGCGGACUAUCAUGAAGUAUAACGAUGAGUUGGACGAUUUCGAUCUGUUGUAA